Messenger RNA from Danio rerio (zebrafish), 2402 nucleotides. NCBI's taxonomy places the organism in Eukaryota, Metazoa, Chordata, Actinopteri, Cypriniformes, Danionidae. The record is from RefSeq and is a predicted model, not a curated record.
CCCGAUUCCCGGGGCACAUCAGGGACUUUAGCCUUCAAAGCGGGUGAUGCAAGGCAUCAGGCCUCCCAUAAUGAAUGGCCCCAUGCACCCUCGUCCUCUGGUGGCCCUGCUAGAUGGACGGGACUGUACGGUGGAGAUGCCCAUCUUGAAGGACGUGGCCACUGUGGCGUUCUGCGAUGCCCAGUCCACUCAGGAGAUCCAUGAGAAGGUAUUAAAUGAAGCAGUGGGUGCUCUCAUGUACCACACAAUCACCCUUAUGAGGGAGGACCUGGAAAAGUUCAAAGCACUUCGUAUAAUUGUCCGCAUUGGGAGCGGCUUUGAUAAUAUCGACAUAAAGUCUGCUGGAGACUUAGGUAUUGCCGUCUGCAACAUGCCAGCAGCAUCAGUAGAAGAGACUGCAGACUCCACCAUGUGUCACAUCCUAAAUCUCUACCGACGCACCACCUGGUUGCACCAGGCUCUCCGGGAAGGCACGCGAGUCCAGAGUGUGGAACAGAUUCGGGAGGUCGCAUCUGGAGCAGCCCGAAUCAGAGGAGAGACACUGGGAAUCAUUGGACUGGGGCGUGUUGGACAGGCGGUGGCGCUGAGGGCAAAAGCGUUCGGCUUCAGUGUGAUCUUCUAUGACCCGUACCUGUCUGACGGGAUGGAGCGAGCCCUGGGGCUGCAGAGAGUCAACACCCUACAGGACCUGCUCUUCCACAGCGACUGCGUCACUUUACACUGCAGUCUGAAUGAGCACAACCACCAUCUGAUCAAUGACUUCACCAUCAAACAGAUGCGUCAAGGCGCCUUCCUAGUGAACACUGCGCGUGGUGGUCUUGUGGAUGAGAAAGCUCUGGCUCAGGCUCUGAAAGAGGGCAGAAUACGAGGAGCAGCACUGGACGUCCACGAGACAGAGCCCUUCAGUUUUAGUCAAGGACCCCUUAAAGACGCCCCCAACCUUAUCUGCACCCCUCAUGCGGCGUGGUACAGUGAACAGGCCUCGAUUGAGAUGCGGGAGGAGGCGGCACGGGAGAUCCGACGAGCUAUUACUGGUCGCAUUCCAGACAGUCUGAAGAACUGCGUGAACAAAGAGUUCCUCACACAGACCACGCAUUGGGCCGGCAUGGACCCUGCAGUUGUUCAUCCAGAGCUCAAUGGAGCCUACAGGUACCCUCCAGGCGUAGUGAGCCACGCUUCAGGGGGUCUACCUCCACCAGUGGAGGGCAUCAUGCCAAGUGCAGUGCCAAUAACUCACAGCCUGCCUACUGUAGCCCACCCCCCACACGCCCCUUCACCCGGACAAACCGGAAAACCUGAACCUGAUAGAGAGCAGCACCCCAACGAACAGUUGUAGCCCCCCUCAUCUUCAAACGUACCACUAUAAAACUCUCCUGGUCCUUCUUAACCCCAAAGAAGAGGAGCGGAAACAGGCUCCCGGGCUCAGAACCAGCCACAAAAAACAACCACGACUAGCCAAACUCUGACUGAACGGGUGGACUGCGCUCUUUGAAGUAUCUAAUGGGGAAUAAAGCAACAACAAAAACAAAAGAGAGAGAAAAUCAUGUGGAUUUUAAACUCCCUGAUGCAAAAUCCUGCUGUUUUAGAUUGUAGUCUGUCCAAGUGCAGUGGGCGAUCUUUUAUCUGUUAUUUUGUCUGUCUAAUGGGUUUCAUUGUUAAAACAACUGUAGCUAUUACAUGAAUGUAACCUGUUUGUGUACAGUUUUUAGGAUAUGAUCAAUGGUUUGUAGAUGAGAAAUAAAAAAACCCGAAACAGCAUUAAGGGAGGCAUCUUACCACCUGAUUAUAGAUAUGAUGAAAAGCAUAUUAGUUCAGCUCGUUUGUUUUUCAAAAGCCCCGAAAGAGGCGGGAUUUGCACACCCUCUCAGGAAAAUUUAUUUCCCCCCUUCCUACAUUUCUUCCUUUUAAAUUAAACCACAUAGUGCAUUGUUUUUUUUACCCAUUUGUCUUUUAUAGUCAGUACAGUACCUUAAAGAACUACAGUCAGUAUGGUUUUAUUUUCGGAGCAUGUAUUACCUUAUGUGUUAAAAAAAGAAAACAGAAAAAAAAACAUUUUUUUUUUUACACGAAAAUUUCACCGAAAAAAAAAUUUGACGGCAACAAACAAAACAAAACAAAAAAACACAACAAAAACAAAUUUGUCUUGUGCAAAGCUGUUAUGCUUGCCUGUUUGUGUGUGACUUGAUUGUACCGUGUGUUUUCGAGGAUGCCGGGAUAGUUGCAGCUCUCCAUCGCCUACAUAGUUUCCUUCCUGGUAAAGUGGUAGGCUAGCAAUAUACAUACUAUAUAUACUAUGAGAUAUUAAUAUUUUUUGUUAAACAGAAUCCAAAAAGAAAUGUUUGUGACUGUAUGCAUUUGUAUGAAUUAUUUUAAAUGAAAUAAAAGUCUGAGUUAAAUGACAA